Molecule: messenger RNA, 1473 nt
Organism: Filobasidium floriforme
Lineage: Eukaryota; Fungi; Basidiomycota; Tremellomycetes; Filobasidiales; Filobasidiaceae
Exons: 7
Coding region: 254-1252 (332 amino acids)
Source: RefSeq, a predicted model, not a curated record
AGGAUUCUGUAGCUCUGUAGAUCUGUAGACGUGUACCAUUCAUCGCAUGCAUGCUCCACUAUAGCCACUAUCAAACGUCAUAUUUCCCUUUUUGACCCGAGACUCGUCGCUCGAUCGCUCGAUCGCUGCUCGACGUCCACCCUCAAGGUUCGGGGAGCAUCGAGCUUGUUGUUGUGGAAAGAGACAUGUACGAAUCGUGAGAGCAAGACAGAACAUCGGCUAGACAACUCCAGCCACCCGGGCAUUUAACAAGAUGUCUUCGAGAUACGCUGAAGACGACCGCCGCUAUAGAGAUCGUGACGGCGAUCGGGAACGCAGCGGAAGAGAUCGAGAUGACGAUAGACGAUCAAGCGGAGUAGACAGAAGACGGGACGAUGACAGAUACUCGGAUCGCCGCGAUGACAAGGAGAGGGAUCGAAGAGGUGACAAGGACGAGAGGAAGGAUAGGGACCAUCGAUCUGGUGACAGAGAUCGCUCACCUCGACCUCGUCAUCGUUCCCGAUCGAGAUCGCCAGAGGAUAGGGACCGUCGUUCGCAUGACAGGAGACGGCGUCACAAGUCUAGAGACUCCAGGUCGGACGAAUCCAGCUCGUCCUCGGGCUCAGACUCGGAAGAUUCGUAUGAUCGGGAACGAAGGAGACGCAAGGAGAAGAAGCGCGACAAGAGGGAUAGUCGGGACAAGGAGAGUCGGGAGGAGAGAAAGGCCAGGAAAGAAAAGAAGCGGAAAGAGAAGAAGGAGAAGAAGAAAGCCAAAAAGCACAAGUCCCUCGCCGUGACCUCGCAAUGGGGGACUUACGGGAUCAUCUCCGAGGCCGAUCGAGCCAACAAGGACCCCGAGUUCCGUGCAUGGCUUGUUGAGGAGAGAACCGUCAACCCAGAGACCCUGCCUAGGGACAAAGAGAAGAAGGAGUUUCUCAGGUUCAUCGAGGAUUUCAAUACGGCAACGCUGCCAUCUGAGAAGUACUACGAUAUGGCAAAGUAUGAGAUCAAGAUGAAGAUGUUGCGAACGGGAGAGGUGACCAGUCUGAAUGACGAUGCUGGGUAUGAUCCGAUGAAGGAUCUGAUGUCGCAUAAUAGUAGCCUUAAGCGCAAGCCCGCAGAGACGGACACUUACCUGAACAAGGCAGAGCUGGAGGAACUACGAAACGUUCAAAGGGAGAGGUCGGAGAUGGCUCAGCGCAAGCUGUUGGGCAUGGACAUCUCGAAGAACCUAGGCGUCAGGCAAGAAGCGGCCGACAGGUUGUUCAGGUGAUUGUACCGACGAUCUCGGCCAGGUCGAUAACGCAUAACACCGAAAUCCCGAUCACGUCAGCGGGUUUAUGCAUUUUCAAAGGGCGUCUUGACGGAAUGUACACAGCAACUGUCAGCAGCUGCUCUCCCUGGUCCUACACCCCUCGCAAUGCUAUGGCAUCGCUGGUGAUGGCGAGGCGCGCGCCAGGAAGGAGGAGGCGACGAAGUCCGUCGCGUCGCGCG